Messenger RNA from Penicillium argentinense, 321 nucleotides. Its product is annotated as mitochondrial 37S ribosomal protein mS33. Lineage: Eukaryota; Fungi; Ascomycota; Eurotiomycetes; Eurotiales; Aspergillaceae. Bases 1 to 321 code for a protein of 106 amino acids. The record is from RefSeq and is a predicted model, not a curated record. The transcript is spliced from 4 exons. Gene Ontology annotation, cellular component: mitochondrion.
AUGUCGCGAACUCGGAUUCUUGAUCUAGUCAAGACCCAAUGCCGCAUCUUCUCUCUCAACUUCAACCCACAAAGGCUUCGGCUUGGAAACAAGAUCCUUAGACAACGGCUACGAGGACCGGCACUUUCAGCCUGGUACCCGAAAAAGACGGUUUCUUUUAGAGACCUCCAGAAUACAUACAAACCUCUCGGCUUGACGACUUUCGACGAGGCCGAGGAUGACCGAGAGGAAGCUAUUCAAAUUGCGAAAUUGCGCGGAAAGGGCCGACCCAAAAAGAAGAGAACUGCCGCAGAAUCAAAAUCGGCGAAGAAGAAGAGGUAA